AUGUCUUUCCACGUUUCUGCCGAGAACAUCCGCGUCGACGACGGCCACAUCCUCCGCGCCGCCCUCCGCAACGAGAACGGCGACCUCAACGAGACCGAGAUCGACCUCAACAACUGCCUCGGCAACAACGACGGCCACUUUGAGUGGAACGGCAACGGCUACUCCAACUCCGCUGAGGAGAUCCACUUCUCCAUCGAGGGCGGCGACAACGUCCCCAUCCUCCGCGCCCGCCUCUUCAACCUCGGCGGCGAGGCCAUCGACGCCGACUGCAACCUGUCUGAGCGCAUCGGCAACGACAACGGCAACUUCGUCUUCAACUAA
Colletotrichum chrysophilum is the source of this 321-nucleotide messenger RNA. RefSeq lists its product as uncharacterized. Bases 1 to 321 code for a protein of 106 amino acids. Lineage: Eukaryota; Fungi; Ascomycota; Sordariomycetes; Glomerellales; Glomerellaceae. The record is from RefSeq and is a predicted model, not a curated record. The transcript is spliced from 3 exons.